Molecule: messenger RNA, 2454 nt
Organism: Glarea lozoyensis ATCC 20868
Lineage: Eukaryota; Fungi; Ascomycota; Leotiomycetes; Helotiales; Helotiaceae
Product: Zn2/Cys6 DNA-binding protein
Exons: 2
Coding region: 1-2454 (817 amino acids)
Biological process (GO): regulation of DNA-templated transcription
Cellular component (GO): nucleus
Molecular function (GO): zinc ion binding; DNA-binding transcription factor activity, RNA polymerase II-specific
Source: RefSeq, a predicted model, not a curated record
AUGUCACUUUCCGAUAUGUCUGUACCCGGACUGCAAGGUUCCGGCGACGUCAGCAAGAGCAAACCUGGCCCUGCGUUACGGAAAAGCUGUCAUUUCUGUCGGUCGAGGAAAAUCCGGUGUUCAGGUCAAAGCAUUUGCAGUGCGUGUCGAGAACGUAACAUAGAGUGUUCAUAUAGAGUUGGCGGGCCAAAAGGACGUCCACGAGGCCCAUCACGUACCGCAACAGAGGAGACUUCGGGUCUAAAAUCAAGUACUUUAACGCCAAAUAUCGAAUCAACGCAAUGGAGAGGGGGAUCGCCACCCAAGAACUCGGCGUACUUCGACAACACGGACGGCCACCAAACAUCUGACCGGACAGUUGCCAAUAACCUUCAGUCCAUGUUCAAUCGUUUAUUGGGUGACCGUAGUGAAGGAACUGUGCACCAUUCAAACAUCGUUGUUGAUGCAUAUGGAAAGCAAGUACCACGAGGGGUAAAGUCAACAAAGUAUGGGGGUUCUCCACAGAAUUCCAAUUCAACACCUGUUGGGAAGCCAAUUUCAUAUGAGGGCCUUUUCUUCAUACUUGCCCAAGAAUUGAUCGAGAUGUUGGCUUUGCGGUUUUCUGAUUUGGGUUGUCACCAGCUUGAAGCCGGUAGAUCGCGGUAUUUCCAAAAAUCCUUCAUGGCUGAUACUGUGGAAACAAUGUUCGACAGAGUAGAUUCAUUCCAUUCGCCUCGUGCAGAAAGCUCAAAUAGCCCCAACGGAUUUAGCCAGUCUCUUCCAACAUCAACCCCACUGCAAGAAUAUAACGCUCAUCUGACAAUUCAAAUGCUUGAGAUAUGGUUUUCACAACAUCCUUUAUCCUUUAUAUUCCCGAAGACACUUCUCUUACGAGAUAUUCGACACGACACACACGACGAGAUACUGCUCGCAGCCAUCCUCGCCGAUGUUCAAUAUGCUCAGGACAAUGAAGAAAGCAGGAUCAAGGGGACGAAGUUGUUCAAGUGGGCGGCUGCAAAGUUACAAGAGAUACCGCAGUGUAACAUCAAACUCUCUACCAUUCAAGCUGUCGUCCUUCUCGGGUGGCGGUCUUUAUGCAGCGGAUCUGCCCGAAGAGCGAUGUGCUACUUCGUAUGGGCGGGAUAUGCAAUCCACUCAUUGCCGACACCGGUCCUUCUUCAGAACACUAUCAACGGUAUCGACGUUGGAGAGAUUGAAAGGGAAUCACUUUGCAAUGCACAUUGGCUGAUAUUUUCCGUCAAUCUUUGGGCAAUGAUGCAGAUGGAUUCCCCGGGGUGCGAGAUGCCACCUUCUAGUGCUCCUUCAUCCUUCCCACCAGUUGAUGAAUCAGCGUCGGCAAGCUUCAAACUCGACAGGACGUCGUAUAACUUCUCGACGCUGCAAAAUCAGGAGCGGAUGUUUCGCGAGCUGUGGUUACUUAGUCACGUUGCAGCUACAACCUCCCACAUUUACGCAUUAUACCCGAGAUCGCUCCCACAACAAAAUUCAAACGAUCAGGGCUCAGCAUGCUGGCAAUCACAUACGUUGGAUCAAUUGCGCCGACUUUCAAGUCCGACACAAGAUAUAUCAAUGCUCUGUACACGCGUUAGACGGGUCCUCCUGGAUUCGGUUCAAUUGGUCGAAACGCAUGUUCAACAUAGCCACUCACAGGCACUAGCAUUGUCAGCGUCACAUACGAUGAUCAUCCACUUCUUGGUGCCCUCUCCAUCGUCGAACGGAAAUUCAUAUGCUGGCAGCAUGAGUCGAGUAUUCGCAGCUGGUGGGAUUGAUCAGCUGAUCGUCGACUUCUGUCACUCAGCCACUUCUUUAUUGAAAGUGUUCUCCGUAUUGGAAAACUCCACCUCCGAUAGCAGGUCAGACAGAAUUGUCAUGUCACAACGACCAUCCAGCAUUUACGACAUCUUUGCUCUCGCUUUGGAUGCCUGUGGACGGGGUAUGAACUCAAUCUACCUGCUCGGUCAGACAGGUACCGACAUCGAGCGAAAAGCUGUACGUGACCGUACGGUAGAACUUGCUCGUCUCGCUACCGAGCUGCACGCCUUCAGCAAGGACUUGAACCUGGUCAGCACAAGCCGUCUGAAGCUGGUUAAAAAGCAGCUCAAAAAUGCAAUGGCUCAGUUUACGAGCUUACAGCUGGAUAUGCCGAUAUCUUCUUCCUAUAGCUCCACCGGGCCGUCAUCGUCUUGCGGGUCAAUUGGCAUACCCGAUUCCGCCAUCACCGCUGGCUUUGAUGGAGACUUUUUCGGCCUUGACCAUCUAAGUAAUGCAUCUCCCGCAGGCAUGGGAGGUGGAUUCUAUGGUUAUGGACUUCCAGUCUUGACCGAUGAAGCUUAUAGUGCUGACGGUGGACUGGGAUACUAUCUUGAUGCCCAUGCAGACGGGAUGAAUUUCAGCACGCAACUAAUGCCUGACUCUGGCAAUAUUAAUUAUCGUACCGAUACGUUGAUGGACUGA